This is a messenger RNA of Microdochium trichocladiopsis, 540 nucleotides long. RefSeq names its product fungal hydrophobin-domain-containing protein. Bases 150 to 455 code for a protein of 101 amino acids. Lineage: Eukaryota; Fungi; Ascomycota; Sordariomycetes; Xylariales; Microdochiaceae. Gene Ontology annotation, cellular component: extracellular region. The record is from RefSeq and is a predicted model, not a curated record. The transcript has a single exon.
AUAAAAGUCGGGCUGUCUCCCAUAGUCUCGAGUCUAGAAAAGCCUUUGAUCAUCCUCAUCAUCACACAAUCUGCACAAACACUUCGCACACUCGCAACUUUGAGACAAGAACACCUCCUUAUCAAAACUCCCUCACAAAACCAGUCAAGAUGAAGACCACCUUCGCCAUCGCGUCCCUCUUCGCUGCCGCGAGCUCCGUCCUCGCCGCGCCCACCAUGGAGUCCCGCCAGGUCCCCUACGACCCGUGCUCGGGCCUGUACGACACACCUCUGUGCUGUGCCACCGACGUUCUGGGCGUCGCCGACCUCGACUGCGCCAACCCGCCCGCCGUCGUCACCGACCCGGCCAACUUCCAGUCCACCUGUGCCACUGCCGGACAGCGCGCUCGCUGCUGCAUCCUGCCCCUCCUCGGACAGGGCAUCCUCUGCCAGACUCCUGCCGGCGUCGUCUACUAAGCUCGUCUCGUCUCGUCUCGAGCUUAGCUUUUAAGACACUCCUCUUAUCAUGACAUUUAUGGCGGAUCGCUCAUGUUCGACCUGG